UGUUGGAGUGUGACUGAUCUUGUGUUUGUUAUGCAUUUAUAUGAUUAAGCUCUGUAUUCAAACAGUUUUAGUGUUUUAAAAAAAUGACGCGUUUGACUUUCUGGAAAGAUUUGAAAAAACGGGAGUUGUUUCCCAUCAAACUGCUAUUGUUUCUACAAGCCAUAGGAGACAUGGCGUUAUACCCGUUCCUCACAUUGCACAAUGAAAUACCUUGGCAUCACAGUUGCAGAAAUAGGAAUCCAGUUUGCUGUAUCCCCAUUGGCUACCCUGAUUGCUACUCCAUUGGUUGGGCUUCUUGCAGACAAAAUAGGAAACUUUAAAAUCCUUUUGAGCAUAUCUUUGGUCUUCUGUGCUGGAGUAUCAAAUUUAUUUCUCUUAGUUCCAGCAGUGAAAAUGGUACCCGAUACUACAUUUUUGAGUUUUCAAGCAACUUUUCCAUGUCCAGAUGGCGGUCCUAGUAUAUUAAAUAUUAGUGUACCUGAGAAGAUUUACUCAAAGAUAAUAAACGAAAGGAACUCGAACAUAACAGUCACAGCUAGAAGUGAGAACUCUACUCCUGGAGCAUCCAGCGACAAGGGCUCAUUACAAGAAAUUAUGUUUCUAAGCAACUGUAACAUUUAUUGUGAUUCUAAUGGAGCAGAUUUGUUAGAAGAUAAAAGUUUUGCCGAAUCUUUGAAACUAUGCUUUUAUGAAGAACAAGAACAUCAGUGCACACAAUUUGGGAAGAAUGAAACUGAUAUUUUUAACAUUAGAUUAGGAGAUUUGAUGAAUAGCACUGUGAUUGGAACGUUCAGUGUAACCAAAAUAUAUGUUCAAAAUAACACAUUCCAAAUGGUUUCUUGUAAUUCUGAAUUAUUAGAUAAGAACCAAAAAAAUUAUUCAUGUAGUGCCCAGUGCUCUGUAAAUUCAAAGUUUGUUUCCAGUGACCGAGUUCCUUUAGUGACUGAUGCUAAGUCCAAAAUAGUCACUUUCUGGUUUUAUCUUGUGUUAAGAAUAUUGCUAAUCAUUUGCAUAGCAACUGAAAUAAGUCUUCUGAAAGCUGCCAUCUUAACCAUCAUUGAAGAGUACAAAACUGAGUACGGGUUCCAGAGAGUAUGGGUUUCAGUGGCCAACUGCAUUUCCCCUCCAGUCACAGGAGUGGUAAUGGAUUACCUCCAGCGUGGAUCAGUGGAAGACUAUCGUCCAUGUUUCUUCACGUAUGGGGGCAUGAAGAUCAUUAUGGCUGUCAUUACACUGUUUAUAAACAUCACUGCCAAGGCUCCCUCCAUGCAGUUGUUGUCAAACAUCAAACGGUUACUAAGAAAUCCGGAGACCACGGUUCUUCUUCUGUACUGUGCAUUCAUUGGUAGUGCCUGGGGAUUUCUGGAAACCUUCUUGCUGUGGUAUUUAGAGUCUCUUGGAGCUAGCAAGACCUUGAUGGGGAUGACGUUUACUGUGGGGGCAUUGUGUGGUAUCCCCACUACUCUUCUAGCUGGAUACCUCUCCCGGAAGUUUGGUUUUGUCCCACUAAUAUCACUGGGGCUUUUUGCUUAUUCCGUCCGUUUUAUAGGUUAUUCUUAUAUUCCCUCUCCAUAUCAUGCAUUGAUUUUUGAAGCACUGGAAAGUUUCACCUUCGCCCUCAUGAUUGUUAUUUUAACAACUUAUUCAUCUCUGCUAGCAACAUCCGAACUCGUUGCAACGAUGCAAGCUACGUGGGGAGCAAUUCAUUUUGCAGUAG
This is a messenger RNA of Limulus polyphemus (Atlantic horseshoe crab), 1717 nucleotides long. RefSeq lists its product as uncharacterized. Gene Ontology annotation, cellular component: membrane. The transcript has 2 exons. NCBI's taxonomy places the organism in Eukaryota, Metazoa, Arthropoda, Merostomata, Xiphosura, Limulidae. The record is from RefSeq and is a predicted model, not a curated record. The annotation marks the transcript as partial.